Messenger RNA from Panicum hallii, 1325 nucleotides. RefSeq names its product ribosomal RNA small subunit methyltransferase, mitochondrial-like. Gene Ontology annotation, biological process: rRNA methylation. NCBI's taxonomy places the organism in Eukaryota, Viridiplantae, Streptophyta, Magnoliopsida, Poales, Poaceae. Gene Ontology annotation, cellular component: mitochondrial matrix. The transcript has 2 exons. The record is from RefSeq and is a predicted model, not a curated record. The coding region runs from base 92 to 1168 and encodes 358 amino acids. Gene Ontology annotation, molecular function: rRNA (adenine-N6,N6-)-dimethyltransferase activity.
GAAUCCGGCAUCCGCGGCCCCAACAAAGGCCACGAGCAAGACGCAAACUGAACAGCAGCAAUUCCCGCCGCGUCUGGCUUUGAGCUGACACAUGAAGCGAGCCGUCUCCGCUCCCUGGGCCCGGCGUGCCGUCCGCCAAGGCUGCUUCUACGCCGCCGCCACCACCUCCUCCUCCUCGCCUGAGGCGGCGUCGGAGAAGUGGGACGGGCGGUUCCGCCUCCACAAGCCGCGCGGGCAGCACCUGCUCACCAACCCGCGCGUCCUCGACGCCAUCGCGCGCCGCGCCGCGAUCGGCCCGGGCGACGCCGUCCUCGAGGUCGGCCCCGGCACGGGGAACCUCACCGCGCGCCUCCUCGCGUCCCCCGCGUCGCGCGUCGCCGCCGUCGAGAUCGACCCGCGCAUGGUCGAGGCCGUCACCGCGCGCGCCGCCGCCAUCGGCCUCGCCGACAAGCUCACGGUGAUCGCGGGCGACGCCGUGGAGGUGGACUUCCCGCAGUUCGACGUCUGCGUGGCCAACAUCCCCUACGGCAUCUCCUCGCCGCUGAUCGCCAAGCUGCUGUUCGGCGCCUACCGGUUCCGGACGGCGACGCUGCUGCUGCAGAAGGAGUUCGCGCGCCGGCUCGCGGCCGCGCCGGGCGACGGGGAGUACAACCGCCUGGCGGCCAACGUGCGCCUGGUCGCCGACGUGAGGCUGCUCAUGGACGUGAGCAAGAGGGACUUCGUGCCCAUGCCCCGGGUGGACUCCUCCCUCGUCGAGAUCCGGCCGAGGGCCGUCGCGCCGGGGGUCGAACUCGGCGAGUGGCUCGCGUUCACGCGCGCGUGCUUCGGGCAGAAGAACAAGACCCUCGGCGCCAUCUUCAAACAGAAGAGGAUGGUCACCGAGCUGUUCAGACGGUCGCAGCGAGCGGAAGAACGUGACGGCGGUGCCGGUGGCGUCAGCCUCGGCGCGCUUGACGAUGGCAGCGACGAGGAUGGUUGUGGAAAAGACGAUGAUGACGGCAACAGUGCGGCUGGUUGCAGCGGGGAAGAGGUCGCGGCGUUCAAGGAGAGGAUCGCCGGAGCGUUGGAGUCCGCCGAGCUCGCCGGCAAGAGGCCAUCGAAGCUGUCCAACGACGAGCUGCUGCGAUUGCUCCGGCUGUUCAACGAGCGCGGGGUGCGGUUCCGGUAGAGCACAACCUGCGUCCCCUCUGCCUGCGGUUCGGUCCCGCGCAGAGGUUUCUGUCGCCGAGGCCACGCCACGCCUGGAGCAUUGGCUGGUUGCCUGGUUCCCCAGCACGUCAACGUCAUUGUAGACGUAGUGUUACUUCUGUGCCGUAUACUUCUAC